Messenger RNA from Ambispora leptoticha, 510 nucleotides. The record is from the annotation of a GenBank genome assembly. Lineage: Eukaryota; Fungi; Glomeromycota; Glomeromycetes; Archaeosporales; Ambisporaceae.
AUGACAAGUCUUGAAAAUGAAAGCUUGGAUGAUGCCUCUGCUAUUAGUUCAACAUGUUCAACUAAGAGACAAAAAAAUUGUGGUCCUAACUUUGAUGAAAUAUGGUCAUUUUACAUAAAAGGGCCUGGUAGGGGUAAUGGGCAUUAUAAAGCAUCUUGUCAUUAUUGUUCAUCUAUUUGGGAACGUGGAAAACCACAAGUUAUGAAGGCGCAUUUGGCCAAUCAUUGUAAAAAUUGCCCUGAAAAUAUUAGUGAUUACUGGCGCAGAAAGUUAAUCGAAGAAGCUGAUACAAUUCGUAGUCGAACAAUUGAUUUGCAGAAUGUGGAUUGUAUUCCUUCAGAAAUAAAAUGCCAACUUGAUCAAUCAUUAUUAAAGGCAUGGGUAAUGGCUGGAAUUCCAUUCAACGUGAUCAAAAAUCCUUUUAUAAAGGAUUUAUUUAAAAAAUUGAAAUACGAUCCACCAUCACGAUCUACGCUUUCGGGAUGGCUUUUGGAUGCUGAAGUAGCAUGA